Molecule: messenger RNA, 3963 nt
Organism: Peronospora matthiolae
Lineage: Eukaryota; Oomycota; Peronosporomycetes; Peronosporales; Peronosporaceae
Source: the annotation of a GenBank genome assembly
AUGAGCCCAAGUAACGACUCCACGCCCAAGGUGGCACAGUUUGACGGCACAAACUAUCCGUUAUGGGCGUUCAAGAUGAAGAUGUACCUCAUCUCCAAGGGGUUAUGGGAAGCGGUUAACGCCACAUCUGGCGUCUCCGAGGCGAAGGAGCAGCAGGCGCAUGCGGCAAUCGUGCUCAACUUGAGCGAUACUCAGCUCAUGCAUGUCAUUACAACGAGUAGUGCAUGCGAAGCAUGGGGAGCACUCGCGCGAGUUCAUCGGACCCAAGACAUGGCAAGUCGGCUGUGGCUAAAGGAGAAGUUUGCGACAUUCAAGUUUACGGCAUCGGACAUGAGCGCCCACGUUAUGGAGCUGGAGCGGCUCGUGCUGGAAAUGAAUGGAGCUUCGUGUGGACCAAGUGAAGAAGAUACGUGUGCAACGUUGCUGCGAAGUCUCCCGGCGCAAUACGAGGGACUGGUGCAGGCUUUUCGCAUGAGCGUCACACAAUUCAGCUUUAAAGAUCUGGUGAGCAAGCUGAUCGCCGAGGAAGUGCGCAAGAAGGAUUCGACGCGCAUUGAAGACGAGACAGCGCUACAUGUCGGGAAACGACAGGAGAAGAAAAGCUUUAACAAAAGGAGCGGUGGUCCGCGGAAGACAGGGUCAAGUGUUCAGUGCUUUAAUUGUGGUAAGCGCGGACACUACGCGCGAGACUGCAGGAAAAAGAAAGCUGCUAAUGGCGAGAGACAAGAAGACCACUCGAAUGUGGCGGUCACAGUAACUCAAGGAAAUACGAGCGACUGCUGGAUCAUGGACAGCGGCGCAACGGCGCACAUGUGCAAGGACAAAGACGCGUUUAUCGACUAUACGGCAUCACCGACGGCACGCAAUGUGAAAAGCGCGAUAAACAGUGCAAGCUUAAAGGUGCUUGGACAAGGCACGGUGAUCUUGCGUGUUUGGAAUGGCACGUUGUGGAUUAAUGCCCAGCUGGAAAAUACACUGCACGUGCAAGAUCUCCUUAAGAACCUGUUCCCACUGACAGCAGCUACUGCACGCGGGAUGACGGUUGAAAUCACCAGCGACGGGUGCACUGUUUUAAAGAGCGGGCGAAUCGUCGCGACAGGAAAGCGAUGUGGUAUGCUUAUCAAUCUAAAUGUCGAAGAAAGUCCACAAUGCCAUAUGGUGGAGGGUGAAGCUGAACUGUGGCACCGCCGACUUGGACACGUGUCAUACUCGACUGUGAACAAGCUGAUUCAAGACGGCUGCAUUAAAGGAAAAUGCUUGGACUCGAAUGUCGUCUGUGACAUAUGUGCAACAGCCAAGCAAGUACGCAAGACUUUCCACAGCACUAAGGCUGAUGCAGAAGCGAGGGAGAGUCAUCGUAUGGACUCAGUCAUAUGCUCGGAUGUUCUAGGACCGAUAACACCAGCAUCAAGAUCGAACUAUCGAUACGUUGCGACGUUCAUGAUGAUGAACAGCCGCUUUGCGAUGGUAUUCCCGCUACGAAAAAAGAGUGAAGUCACGAAAGCAUUUAAAAGGUACUGUCACGAUAUCAAAAUCGAAUGCGGUUUGGACGUGAAGGUACUACGCAGUGAUAACGGCGGUGAGUACCGUAAUGACGAGAUGACUCGAUUCUGCCAUCAAGAGAUGAUAAAGCAAGAGUUCACAGUGCCGUAUAAUCCGGAGCAGAAUGGCAUGGCGGAGCGGCUUAAUCGCACACUAGUCGAGAUGACGCGCUGUAUGCUGAGCGAAUCCAAGAUGGAUAAAACAUUCUGGUGUGAGGCGAUGCUGACCGCUGUGGAUAUUCUCAACGUUCUUCCACGAGCUUCAAGUCCGAACCUAAACCCGUUCGAGAUGGUGUUCAAGCGCAAACCUCGUAUGGAUAUAAUGCGCGUAUUUGGAAGUCUUUGCUACGUGCAUAUUCCCAAACAAAAUCGGAACAAGUUGGACCCCUCCGGUGUGCGGUGUAUGCUGCUCGGAUACGCCAAACAACACAAAGCGUAUCGACUUCUAAAUACAGCGACUGGAAAAGUGUUCGUUUCCCGGAGUGUGACUUUUGUGGAGACUGCCGUGGAACAGACACGCUACGAAGAUACGCCUAGUGUAAUUGACGUCGUUGGCGAUGGCGACGAUCUGCAGGAUCCGAGGGACCACGCAAUAAGCGAUGAGGGAACCUGCACGCCGGUACCAGGAAGUCCAAUUAUGACACCAAAUAGUACAGUACCGAUGGACAGACCAACCGGAGCAGUAACCACACGACAAUCAAGCACACCAGGACGAGACGGCGAACAAGAGUGGAAUGUGAGACCAGCACGCAAGAAGCGAGCAAUCAAGCGCUACGAGCAAGAGUUUCCCAAUCUACGGCGAGGAACCUUCAACCUUGACGACUAUGACGCUAGCUACGCGACGCAGUACUGUUUGAGCGCUAAAGAGGAUGGUGAAAGCGCAUCGACAUACUCUCAAGUGUUGGAAAGCAAGUACAAGGACGACUGGAUACGUGCAAUGAAAAGUGAGAUUCAAGCUUUGACACAGCACGACACAUGGACGCUUCAAGAUUUACCCUCGGACAAAAGAUCAAUAGGUUGCAAGUGGGUAUUUCGCAUAAAGCGCAAACCUAACGGAGAAAUCGUGAAGUUCAAGGCACGACUCGUAGCGAAGGGAUUCUCCCAGCGUCCUGGUGUGGACUAUUUUGAGACGUUUGCUUUAGUAGCACGAAAAGAGUCAAUCAACGUUGCUAUAGCACUUGCGGCGGAGCAAGAUUUGAUAAUGGAGAACGUUGACGUUGACACCGCUUUCCUCUACGGUGAAGUCAAGGAAGAGAUCUACAUGGAUCAGACGGAUGGAUUUGUGGACAAGCAACACCGUGACAAGAAGUGUCUGCUAAACAAAGCUUUGUACGGUACAAAGCAAGCGGCACGAGAAUGGAAUCAUCGUCUUAACGCACACCUUGAAAGCCAAGGGUUCACGCGUACGUCUGCCGAUCUCUGUGUCUAUGUGCGACAAUCGGAUACUCAAUUUAGUCCGGUGAUCAUUCACGUUGACGACUUGAUGCUCUUCGCUCGGACGCAAGAACACAUCGAUGACAUCAAGCGUGCACUCAAGACCGAGUUCAGUAUUAAAGAGCUCGGCGAACUGAAGUACUGUCUUGGCAUCGAAUUGACGCGUGAUCGCAAGAGCAAAUCUAUUCGAAUGAAUCAGCGUGCUUACAUCAAGCGUUUGACUGAGAAAUUCGGCGUCGACCAAUGCAAGGACGUGCACACACCGUCAAACGAAAGUGAAAAGCUGACCAAGCUGGGGGACGAUGAUGAAUUCGUGCCGAAGUGGCCUUACCGUGAGCUAGUUGGUGCACUUAUGUACGUUGCAACGUGCACUAGACCAGACAUCAUGCACGCGGUAGGAGAAGUGGCUAAAUACUGCGAAAGGCAUGGAAAAAGCCACUGGAUCGCGGCCAAGCGUGUUCUGAAAUACCUGACGACAACUGCAGAUUACAGCAUUGUAUUUCACGGCACCGAUAAGGGAGAGUUGCUCGGUUUUGCUGAUGCGUCAUGGGCAAGUGACCUGGAUUCUCGCCGCUCGACGACAGGCUACGUUUUCUUUCUGCACGGCAAUGUGGUGUCGUGGAAGUCGAAGAGACAACCGACAGUGGCGACGUCUAGCACCGAGGCUGAGUACAUAUCUUUGUACGCUGCAGCGCAAGAGGCGGUGUGGCUACGACUAUUACUAUCCGACAUUGGCGUAGAACUUGGAGCGGCUACAACCAUCUAUGAAGACAAUCAAGGCUGUAUUGCGCUGGCGAAGAAUCCAGUCUACCAUGCAAGAACAAAACAUAUCGACAUCAAGUAUCACUUCCUUCGCGACAAGGUUGAGGAAGGCGUCAUUGAGCUUGAGUACAUGCCAACAGAAGCGAUGAUUGCAGACGGCUUGACGAAGGCUCUCGGGCGUACCAAGCAUGCCGUUUUUCUGCAAGGUCUACAUCUGGAAGUGUAA